AUGGCCUGCAUCUCCCUCAUCCUCACGCCAGAGGUCCUCCUGGGCGUCCGAGAGUUCUGGUUCGAGCACCUCUCCGGCCCAGACGCCCUCAUCAUCCCCAACGCAGAGGCGAACAAGCGCUGGUUCUUUGGCGGCCCCGACUUUGACAAGCUCUGCGUAGAACGCUUCGGCCCAACCCUCGCCGCCAUCCGCUCCCGCGGCAUAACCUCCGGCCACGACAUCAUCUACGCCCUCCAGCCCACCGACGCCCACGACUGGCUCAGCCUCGUCCUCCUCCUCGACCAGAUCCCGCGCAACUGCUUCCGCGGGGAAUCCUCCGCCUCCGUCUUCACCUACUGGGACCCCAUGGCGCGGGACGUCGCCCUCGCGGCCCUCGAGCGCGGCAUCCCCGACCGCUGGCCAGAGAUCCGCUGGCGCUUCGCGUGCCGCGCGUGGUUCUACGUCCCGCUGAUGCACGCCGAGGACGCGCCGCUGCACGAGCUCGCGGUGGGAAAGUACCAGCUGCUCGCGAGGGACGUUGAAAGCCUCAUGGCAACAACAACAACUGACGACAACGACGAUGUGGCCGUGGUGGUAGACCGCGAAUACCGCCUCGCCGCGCAAAAGGUCGUGCAGGCGGAUCCCGGCGCCGCGAGGGAGUACGCGCAGCUGAACCUCGGCUUCGAAAAGAGGCACUGGGCCGUCGUCCGGCGGUUCGGGCGGUAUCCGCACCGCAACGGCGUGCUGGGCAGGGAGACGACGGAGGAGGAGCGCGAGUACCUGGACAAUGGGGGAGACACGUUUGGGGGGUGA
Trichoderma citrinoviride is the source of this 792-nucleotide messenger RNA. RefSeq names its product DUF924-domain-containing protein. Gene Ontology annotation, molecular function: protein binding. Bases 1 to 792 code for a protein of 263 amino acids. The transcript is spliced from 3 exons. NCBI's taxonomy places the organism in Eukaryota, Fungi, Ascomycota, Sordariomycetes, Hypocreales, Hypocreaceae. The record is from RefSeq and is a predicted model, not a curated record.